Mytilus trossulus (common blue mussel) is the source of this 1066-nucleotide messenger RNA. RefSeq names its product CAAX prenyl protease 2-like. NCBI's taxonomy places the organism in Eukaryota, Metazoa, Mollusca, Bivalvia, Mytilida, Mytilidae. Gene Ontology annotation, biological process: CAAX-box protein processing. Gene Ontology annotation, cellular component: endoplasmic reticulum membrane. The record is from RefSeq and is a predicted model, not a curated record. Gene Ontology annotation, molecular function: metalloendopeptidase activity. The transcript is spliced from 9 exons. The coding region runs from base 22 to 882 and encodes 286 amino acids.
UCGUUGAAGGAAGAAUGAUUCAUGGCGCUGGUUGUAUUUUCGCUUGCCUCUUGGCAGGCAGUUCUUUUGUGUCUAUUGUUUGCCCUGAUUUAUGUAGGGAGUUUAUAUGUUUGGGCAAGUGUUGGAAAUAAAACAAGAGACCAUCCUGAUGUUAUUAAAAGGAGAUUUAUGAGUGUUGCUGUCAUAUCUGUCAUAGUUCCACUACUAUUAUGUUGUUUUGGUACAGAAUCCAGCAAAGGGGAGACCUUGUUAGAAUGGAUGGGAAUAAGAUUCAGAGGAUUUUUUCCAGCAUUGUUGAUUCCACUUGGUCUUACUAUGAUUUUAUUCACAGGACCAUUAACCUUACAUUACAUGGAUGGUGUAUUCGGUUUGUACUUAGAGCCAAAGUAUUGGACACAAAGUGCCACAAAUCUAGUCUGGUUAAGAAACCAUAUAGUCGCUCCAUUUUCAGAAGAAUUUAUAUUUAGAGCCUGUAUGCUGCCAUUACUGGUUCCUUGUUUUGGUCAAGGAUUAUCUGUGUUCCUCUGUCCACUGUUCUUUGGAGUAGCACAUGUUCAUCACAUGAUAGAGAAAGUGACAACAGGUGGAUUAGAUGUCAAAACAGCUUGUAAACAGUCAUUAUUCCAGUUAACAUACACAACCCUAUUUGGUAUUUAUUCAGCAUUCUUAUUCCUAAGAACAGGUCACCUGAUAGCACCUGUGAUAGCCCACGCUUUCUGUAAUCACAUGGGAUUUCCAUCGUUUGGUGAAGUGAUGGGACAUCCACAGCCUGUUAAACACAAACUUAUUGCUAGUUUUAUUCUGGGACUGUUCAUGUGGAUUGUACUGUUCUAUCCAGUUACUACUCCUUUUCUGUAUUCUAAUUAUAUUUAUGAUUCAUAGUAGUGAACUGUGUUCUGUGAAAAGCCUUUAGCAGUCAUGAUUGAAGUCAGAUAUCAGUGUUUUAGUUAGAAUUUAAAGGUACCAGUUUAAAAUGAAGAGCAUAUUAUAGUGUGAUUGUUUGUUCGAGAAGAGAAACUAGACCAUGUGUAUAGACAUGAUAGAUAAAAAAAAAUUGAAAUGAAUU